Molecule: messenger RNA, 813 nt
Organism: Phacochoerus africanus (Common warthog)
Lineage: Eukaryota; Metazoa; Chordata; Mammalia; Artiodactyla; Suidae
Gene: CIMIP4
Product: testis expressed 33
Exons: 5
Coding region: 1-813 (270 amino acids)
Source: RefSeq, a predicted model, not a curated record
AUGGAGCUGGGCCACCGAGCAGGUACAACCACUUUGGCCAGGGGCCAUGUGAACAAGGAAGACCAGCAGGACGUGGACCCCUGGAGAACUGCCUGCAGCCCCUUGGACUCCUCCAAGUUCAAGUACCAGGUCCCAGUCUCCCAGCAGCCAUCCCUGUACCGGGGAGACAGCCCCCGAGGCAGCUCACUGGGGCAGGCCUCCCUGGAGGAGAUCCAGCCUCCACCCCCAUCCACCAUCAGCGGGGCCUCCCCCGGCAGGGACUCACAGCUGGGGCCCCUGAAGAAAGGGAGCUACAGACCCUCCUCGAGGGAGAGCAGGGCUUCCUCCCGAGUGGGGGCUCAGCUGUGCCAGGGGCUGGAGGAAGACCCCAGAUCGGGGGCCCAGGGCCAGAGGAGCAGCAGCAUCCCCAACAACAUUCGCCACAAGUUUGGGAGCAACGUGGUGGACCAGCUGGUCUCCGAGGAGCAGGCUCAAAGGGCCCUUGGUGAAGCCCGGGAGGGCCCGAAGAGGGCAAGCUCCUGGCCCAGCCGGAUCCAGAGUCCUGCGGACGUCACCUCCAUCUUUUCCGACUACUAUGAUCUGGGCUACAACAUGCGGUCAAACUUCUUUCAAGGGGCCCCUCAGGAGACGAAGAGCCUCAUGAAGGCCUCCUACACCCCAGAGGUGAUUGAGAAAUCAGUGAGAGACAUAGAACACUGGCACGGCAGGAAGACGGAUGAUCUGGGACGGUGGCACCAGAAAAAUGCAAUGAACAUGAACUUGCAGAAGGCACUGGAUGAGAAAGAAAAGAGCAAAAACAAGAACUCGAAGUAG